AUGGAUUACGUCUAUUGUGGAGAUCCCAUUGCAGGUGAGGAUAUGCUAAAUGUCUAUGAUGGUGGAGGAACUCGAUCUGCUGCAACCCAUUACUCGCCAAAUUUCGCUGGCUUCAAUUUGGGCUCCGAACCAGAUUACAUGGAAAUGGUGCCAAUAUUGGCAGAUGGUGGGGAAAAUUUUGGUGUUUCAGCUGUUACCUUUGACAAUUAUGAAGAACUCUUGUGGAUGGGCAAUCAAGGUGGUCAUGUAACAUCAUAUUAUCUUAGCAACACAUUGCAAAAGUAUACAUCAUUCCAAGUACAUCCGUCGGACAUUGUGCGCCAAAUAACCACCAUUGAUUCGGGCAUAUUGGCAUUGACACAAACUUCGCUGAGACAUCAAAUACGCCGAGGAAUUCCGAAAUUCACCCACAAAUCAAAGAAUAUGACGGAAAUGGUGUGCAUGCAACAGUUGUCACCGCAUCGUUUGAUAAUGGCUGGUCUCCAGGAUGAAAUGAUUGAUUUUGAUUUGAGGACGUUGAAGGAAACGAAAUUGGAACAUGUGGGAUCCGCAGGCUGCACGGUGUUACGUCAAAAUUCCCGUUUUCUAUUCGCCGGUGAUCCCUUUGGAAAUGUAACAUUGCGUGAUCUGAAUUCUCUGCACGUUGAGCACACAAUAAAGACCCACACCGGCAGCCUAUCAGACUUCGAUGUCCAGGGUAAUUAUUUGAUAUCGUGUGGCUACAGUGGCCGCCAAGGUACCCUUGCUGUGGAUCGAUUCCUUAUGGUUUAUGAUUUACGUAUGCUGCGUUUGAUAUCACCCAUUCAAGUACUAAUUGAUCCACAAUUGCUGAAAUUUUUACCAUCACAAACAUCACGCUUGGCUGUCGUCUCAAGCUAUGGCCAAGUGCAGCUGGUGGAUACAGUGGAGCUGAGUGAGCCACGCGUAGCUAUGUAUCAGAUAAAUACAACAGGCAAUCCCUGUUUGCUGAGUUUCGAUGUUAGUUCAUCAUCACAGGCAUUGGCAUUUGGCGAUCAAUCGGGACACAUAAGUAUUAUGACGGCCGUAAAUGUACCCCAGCCUCAGUUUAAUAGUUUUUCGAGGGAAACUGAGUUUCCAGACCCCCUGCCUCAGUUGCCCAUUGUGCCGAUUACGGAUACCACAUUCCCCUUGUCAUCGAUUGUUUUGCCACAUUUAGUCACCGGGUCUCGCUGGUUUUCCGAUUGGCCAACCGAGUUGCUGAAUUAUCAAUAUCGUCGCCCCAAACCCAUCGAUGCCGAAAUCUUAAAUCACAUGAAAAUGCAAGGUCCCAUUGGUUAUUCGCCCAAUCCCCGGACACAACGACGCAAUCAGAUACCCUACAUCAUAGAGAAUGCAAGUGGAAUAGCUGGCAACGGUAAUGGUCUGACAAAUACCAUUAAAUCAUCCGAUCCCGGUGUUAAGAUUAUACCUAGACGUUAUCGUAAAGUUGAAUUGAAAUAUUCGAAAUUGGGAACGCAAGAUUUUGAUUUUGAACAGCAUAAUCAGACAUGUUUUGCUGGCUUAGAGGCAACACUGCCGAAUUCCUAUUGCAAUGCUAUGCUGCAAAUUUUGUAUUUCAUUGAACCGUUACGUCAAAAGCUAUUGGAACACAGAUGCAGCAAAGAGUUUUGUCUGACAUGUGAACUGGGUUUUCUCUUUAAUAUGUUUGACAAGUGUACCGCUUCAACACCAUGUCAGGCCAGUAAUUUUUUGCGUUCUUUUCGAACUGUACCGGAGGCAUCUGCAUUGGGACUUAUAUUAUCGGAUCGUUCAUCUAAUGUUAAUCUAAUGAAUUUAAUACAGAACUGGAAUCGUUUUAUAUUGCAUCAAAUGCACUAUGAGAUUUUAGAGUCUAGCAAAAAUGGCCAUCUAAGCCAUGCAAAAUAUGGAACAGGAAUAGGAACAGCAAAUUGUAAAAAUUCCGUGGAAUUGGUCACCGAGGAAACUGAGGAAAUAUUUCAGGCAAUCGAUGUUAAAAAUGAUGACACUACAAAGGAUGACCAGGAUCAUGAGGCCCGUAGUAAGGUUAACACCGAAACCGAUAUCAGUCGCCUUUUUGGCACAAAACAAACAACCGUUAAUCGCUGUCUUAAAUGUAACGAGGAAAAAACAAAACAGAGUAUUCUAUUGACAUGCAAUCUUAGCUAUCCACACAACUCCAAAGAAACGGAAUACUUUAGUUUUGGCAGCAUACUGAAGGGUUCUUUGAGUUCGGAGAAAAGUAUUCAGGCAUUUUGUGAGAAUUGCAAAAAGUUUUCGCCCACAAAACAGAUGGUUAAGGUUACAAGUCUGCCACAAAUAUUGACCGUCAAUUGUGGCUUAAAUAAUGAAAAAGAUUUGGGUUUCUUGAGGCGUCAUCUGCAGCGUAACAACUUCAAUUUAUCGGAGAGUCCAGCCACAUUGAAUACCAACAAACCCUGUCGUUAUGGUAUUAAUUGUUCACGCAGUGAUUGUCAUUUCCUACAUCCGGAUCGUAAAUCGCCUUCCAUGGCCUCCAAUACCACACAGCAGCCGCAGCAACAACAACAACAAAAUGUAAACAUAUCACCAAGUGGAAGGCAAACUUCAUGGUUUCCCUUAUCGUUUUCAAUGUCGCUCAAUGAUCAGGGUGAAUUAGGUGUACAAACGGAGAACAGUAAUACAAAGACAACAGUGGUGGAAACAACAGCAGAAGGGAACAACACUAAAGGCAAUGAUGCCCCCUCGGAUGUUACUGAAUCGUAUAGGGAAUAUGCCUUACAUGCUGUGGUAUGUCAAAUCGAUGAUGGUACACAGAAAAAUUUGGUUUCUUUAAUAAAUGUUAGCAAAAAAUAUCACACCAUGAAAAUGGAGACAAUGAAUAAUUCCGAUGAACAGCAACAGUGGUAUAUUUUCAAUGAUUUUUGUAUUUCUCCGGUAUCAAAUCAAGAAUCCGUAUGGUUUACUUUGGAUUGGAAAGUGCCUUGUGUUUUGUUUUACAGCAGUGUCAAUUCGGAGAAAAAUGAAUUAUUGGAUGGCCUAAUCGAAGUACCACACAAUGAACCGCAACCGUUGUACAAUCCAUUCUUGGAGGAUAUUGAAAAUGUUGCCCAUUCAAAUACCACGGCUGGCGAUCCAUUGUUUAAACCAUUACAAUCGCAUGAAAUGCCACAGGCUGGCGAUUUAGUUGCCAUGGAUGCCGAAUUUGUUACCUUAAAUCCGGAGGAGAAUGAGCUGCGUCCAGAUGGUAAAACGGCAACAAUAAAACCAUGUCAUAUGAGUGUUGCACGUAUUUCGUGUAUACGCGGACAAGGUCCCGAUGAAGGUGUUCCCUUCAUAGAUGAUUAUAUUUCGACACAGGAAAAGGUGGCUGAUUAUCUGACACAAUUUUCUGGCAUUAAACCCGGAGAUUUGGAUGCCAAUUUUAGUAACAAACGUUUGAAUAGCAUGAAAAAUUCAUAUCAAAAACUAAAAUAUUUGGUAGAUGUGGGUGUUCUGUUUGUGGGUCAUGGUUUGAAAAACGAUUUUCGCGUCAUCAAUAUCUUUGUACCCUCGGAACAAAUAAUCGACACUGUUCAUUUAUUCCACUUGCCCCACCAUCGUAUGGUAUCAUUGAGAUUUUUAGCUUGGCAUUUCUUGGGCACAAAAAUCCAAUCAGAAACCCAUGAUUCCGUAGAAGACGCCCGCACAACAUUGCAACUGUACAAACACUAUUUGCAGUUGCAGGCGGAAAAGAAAUUCCUGGCAGCACUUAAGAACCUCUAUGAUCGUGGCAAACAACUGCAAUGGAAAGUACCGGAAGACUAGAAG
Messenger RNA from Musca vetustissima, 3768 nucleotides. RefSeq names its product PAN2-PAN3 deadenylation complex catalytic subunit PAN2 (gene PAN2). Gene Ontology annotation, molecular function: poly(A)-specific ribonuclease activity; protein binding; nucleic acid binding. The record is from RefSeq and is a predicted model, not a curated record. Gene Ontology annotation, biological process: nuclear-transcribed mRNA poly(A) tail shortening; mRNA processing. The transcript has 14 exons. Gene Ontology annotation, cellular component: PAN complex; P-body. NCBI's taxonomy places the organism in Eukaryota, Metazoa, Arthropoda, Insecta, Diptera, Muscidae. The coding region runs from base 1 to 3765 and encodes 1254 amino acids.